Amoebophrya sp. A25 is the source of this 4693-nucleotide messenger RNA. The record is from the annotation of a GenBank genome assembly. Lineage: Eukaryota; Dinophyceae; Syndiniales; Amoebophryaceae.
AGGGACAUCCAUGGAGCACUUUUUCUACAUGAUGCAUGAUAUUGCCUGCUCUGGAACAUUUUCUACUACAAUUUUCGUGUCUUGAAGAUCACUAGAAUUUCUAUUCGAAGUUCCUGUUCCGAAAGUUUGAUGAGUUUUUCACAUCAAGAGCAUCACCUAGUUUAGCAUCUACUACAACAGACCUAUCUACUACUCUUGCAGCUAGUCCGGCGAGCACUAGUACUGGUUUAUUCGAUUUAGUAAUGUUGCAUUUAAUGCGAGCUACAUCAGCUAUCUUCGCGUAGAACAAGUUCGUUUUCUUACAUGUUGAUGUAGUUUUUCUCUUUUUCAGCCGAAGUGGAACCUCUAAGGACCACCAGAGCAUACUUAUAUAUUUCUAUAUCAAUAUCAUCUAUUUGAGUGUUAAUUUGAUUGCACUAGUGGGUACUACUAUCAGUAUCUGCUCGACGACUUUCGUUUUCGCUUACCGGGGAUCGCCUAUCAAAUGGAUUUAUCGUAGAAGGACUACAAGAGAUAGAAAUGUUCAAGGUGGUGUUGUCCUAGUAUAAGUAUUUUUUAGUUCUUCUUUGAAAUUUAUUGAAUUUGAAAAGUAAUAAGAUAAAAAGAAGAGAUGGCGUCUUCGUCCUCGAUGUUUGGUCACCUGGCCAUGGCGCCGCCAGACCCGAUUUUGAACACUGCUGCCAUGUAUAAGGCAGACACGCAUCCUCAGAAAGUGAACCUGGGCAUCGGCGCAUAUCGCACAGAGGAAGGCGUGCCGUGGGUUUUGCCAGUUGUGAAAAAAGCAGAGGAAGAACUACUACGCGAACUCGGUAACGGCGUCGAUAAAGAGUAUGCGCCGAUUGAUGGCAUGCCCAGUUUGAAGGUGCUUUUAUCAGUAUCCGCAGCUGCAAGUAUAAUUUGUUCUGGCAGGAAGUACUCUGGUAUAAUGCAGCGUCGAAGAUUGAAGCACAGACAAGCACUUUUUGAUUUACAGCAGCACGCGUUCGCGUAAGCAUCGGUAUGUCUAGUAAAUGCAUCAACAUGUGCAUUACGGAACUAGCACUUAGCACGAUAAUAACAAAUAGUAUCCCUUCGUACCGAGGCUUCUUGACAAAAGAACUACAACCAAAACUGCAACAGAACGCUACGCAGAAAUUGUUAUUCGGCAAGUCUGACGCUCGUAUCGCGAGCACGGCAGCCCUUUCGGGAACGGGCGCGCUGCGUGUUGUCGCUGAAUUUCUUGCCCUUCACUUGAAAUCGAAGAAGGUGUACUACUCAGACCCGACGUGGGGCAACCACCCAACAAUUUUCGAGAAUGCGGGUAUGGUGGCAGAAAAGUACCCAUACUGGAAUGCAGAGAAAAAAUGCCUCAGGGUGAAGGAGUGGUAUUUGGAUUGAGUUGGACAACAAGUAGUGGAGUAGGAGCUGAAGAUGUAAAUCUUCAUCUAUCUUCAGGACAUUUUUCACAUUAAUGAAAACUGUAGCUGUUUUGCUUUCAUCAUUUUGAUUGUUCUGCUUCCAACAUCUUAAAAACUCACAAGAACCUGAACCACAACCUCCCCCAGGAUCGCCCACAUCGAGGCAGCUGAGGAGGGGUCCUUGUACUUGAUUCAUCCUUGCGCACAUAAUCCCACUGGUAUGGAUCCAACCUGGGAAGAGUGGCAAGAGAUUUUAGCCGCCUUAUUGAAGAAAAAACACAUCUGCAUUCUCGACAGCGCGUAUCAUUAAGGCAAUUUGGACCAUCAAGAAUCAAAAUUAUCAUGAUCAUGGUGUCAACAAGUUACAACUAGUUGUAAUGACCCUUAGAGACGUAGCACACCUUGUGGUCACUCGCAUCGAUCCUCAUCGACAUCUAACCUCGAAUAAAAUACUUUUCCCUGCCACUUGUGGCACUUCUAAUCCAAAGGCUAUGCGAGCGGAAGCUUGGAGACCGAUCGUAAGGUGAUUGAGCUUUUCCUCGAAAAGUGCCCUGAGUUUUUCGUUUGCCAGUCUUUUGCGAAAAAUUUAGUUACGGCUUAUCUUGAUUUGGUUUUGGUUUACGCUGAAUAUUAGGAUCCUUCGAAGGUGGCACAGUGAAGAUGCACUUGAUGACGACCAUGCUUUUCAUGUUCAUCUUAGCAGCUAAGAAAUCGCGUUGUUCACCUUCACAAAUAUCCAACCUAUGUAUCUACUUGCAUAUGUUCCAGGACUCAGGACUGAAGGCCCCCCGGUCUAAAUUUUGAGGGGCGGACCUCCAGCCCCGGAUCCUACUUUUCCUCGAGGGACUGCCGGGCGGGAAGGCCUCCAAGCGCCCACCUUCGCGCCCUCGCGGCUUCUUGCAUGUACCCGACAGAACGCAAGCCCCUGAGGCCGUUCAAGCACCGACGGCCGGGGGUGGAAGGCUUCCAAAGGCGGCAAAGGGCGCAAGUUUUGACCGACUUGGCGCGUUGCAUGUACCCGACAGGCCUCCCACGUGCGGGCUCCUCACUGGGGGACUUUCUUGGCGGGUGGGAGGCCUCCGAGGGCAGCAGGUGGCAAGGCUUGACCCCUUUCGCCGUGCUACAUGUAUCCGACAGAACCCAGACGGGCACGUCUUGCCCCCACUCCUCCUUGCCUUUGGUCCUCAACCUCCCUGGCGUUUGGCGGCGGCUGACGCUGCCACCAAUUGGGGGGAUGAGUGCCAAAGGGGCCAGGCCUCGCGGCCGUGGCUGCUUUCGGCGGCCUUCUGCCCCCGGAGGCCGUCCCCCUGAUAGGGUCCAAGAGUCGGGACGCCUGUGGGGUACACGCGGAGAGCCGCAAGGGGAGGCCGGCUACGCCUUUUCUUGAGGGCCGUGCCCCCGGGAAUCCUUACACGUCACCACCGCGGAAAAUAGAGCGCGCUGACGCCCCAGCCGCUCCAUCCACAGGAGGGGGCCUCCAUCCUUGGCACAUAUAUAAUCAUCCAAAGCUUUUUUAUACCGUCCACAUCUGCUCUAAUUUCGGUCUCUACGGAGAGCGGAUCGGCAUGCUGCACGCAAUUUGCUCUUCAGAGGAACGAGCCGCUGUGGUCUUGAGUCAGAUUAAGUUGGUGAUCCGACCCAUGUACAGCUCUCCGCCAAUUCACGGUGCCUUGUUAGUUUCAAAAAUCCUCAACUCAGAACCACUCUACACCCAAUGGACGAGUGAACUGAAAUUCAUGGCUGAUCGCAUUGGCGAAGUAAGAUGGGGCUUGAGAAACGGACUAGAGGAAAAAGGCACACCGGGAACCUGGCACCACAUCACGGAUCAAAUCGGCAUGUUCUCGUUUACAGGUACAACUACUCGAAAUUGACAACAUGUGUCUCUUUGCUGUUGAGGAUUUUACAACAAAAACCUUAUAUAUAUACCGUGGUCUUCUGUCUCCGUAUAUUUUUAAUCUUCUAGUACAACUAGUUGUAUCGUGAGUUGUAGAUUUGGAUAAAUAAGAAAAGUACUAAUUAUGAUUUGAAUCACUUUCCGAAUGCUUGUUCUCCUUCUUCUAUCGUAAUAUGUCCUCCUCCAAUUCCAAAUUUAUGUUUUUCGUCACGCUUAGGUCUCUCGACGAAAGCCUGCGAGAGUCUUAUUUCGGAACAUCAUAUCUACCUGCUAAAGUCGGGUCGCAUUUCGUUAGCCGGUUUGAACAAAAACAAUUUGGCUUACGUCGUCGCUGCUAUCGAUCAAGUCGUGCGAAGCGAAAGCAGCACGUAAGCUUGUACUAUCCUACCUACCUGCUGAUCGUUUUUUUAGGUGUGGUGCCCCGAUAAGAGUUAGAGUAGGUGAACAAAAAUGGAUGUUGGAAUGUUGUUACUGCAGUCUGAACACUUGUGGAAGUUGGUGUUGGAAAGGCGAAGGCAUCAAGAUCUUGUGCUUGUAGAUGAAGUUAGUUGUAGGCGAGAGUGCUCAUAAAGUACUCGUGAUGUACAUGAAAAUUCCUGUCAAAGACAUGACGGUGACUCUUUUUCGCCUCACAGUCGUGGCGAAUUUUUUUUAGAAAAAUGGAGAAGACGCAGAGGACGACCACGACUUCUCUGUGUAUUAUAUAUUUAUAUAUAUUGAGAACCUUUUUCUCGUAAUAAGUAAGAGCAUUAGCAUCCAUAGCCCACCCCUCGUCAUAGCGAGCCCAAAUGAAGUCCUCUUUCGUGACAUUUCGCACCGUGUGCUGCUGCUGGUCCUGAUCCUGAAUAUGAAGAGGAAGUAUUAUUUAGCUCAUGAUGUCCAAAAUCACGAUCACCAAGCAGCUCGACGACCUCCGACUCGUCACCCAGAAAAUCUGAGCCUUUUCGUGCAAAAGCAGCCGUCCAUCUUCUAGAACAUACUGGUGGUCAACGAUUUAUCAUCCUUGAUGACUUGUAUGCAGUCGGUCGUGCUGCAUAGAGUGUUCGCUUGUCUAGUACCCAUACCCACCUCGACCUCCAAUUCAAUCCAACGAUGAGUAAGAUGCACACCCUAUCUAACCCGUAUACAUGAUAGUGUUUUGAAGAUUCUUGCAAGAAGUGCAUUGAUGUAUCGAAAAACGGUUUCUACAUCAGCAAAACCAGCGUCGCCAACACCAUAUUAAUGCACAAAAAUCGGAUUUUGAUUCUCUCUUCAUCUAAUUGUCGAGUAGUUUAGUAUUAGUUAAGCUUGACAAUAAAUCAGGAAACAAGCUAGAACGUCUUGUACCAGCGGGUGUUUGCCCUCCAGAAGCGGACAGGCGCGCGGAGGAGACCAAUCGCAAUCACCGUCAGCACGGUUAUAG